Messenger RNA from Aspergillus pseudoviridinutans, 2229 nucleotides. Its product is annotated as Zn(II)2Cys6 transcription factor. The coding region runs from base 1 to 2229 and encodes 742 amino acids. The transcript has 4 exons. The record is from RefSeq and is a predicted model, not a curated record. NCBI's taxonomy places the organism in Eukaryota, Fungi, Ascomycota, Eurotiomycetes, Eurotiales, Aspergillaceae. Gene Ontology annotation, molecular function: DNA binding; zinc ion binding; DNA-binding transcription factor activity, RNA polymerase II-specific. Gene Ontology annotation, biological process: regulation of DNA-templated transcription; DNA-templated transcription.
AUGGAGAAGCCCGAGCAAUUAGCUGUUGACAACCCUCGACGCCGCAACCGCCGCAUCAAUUCCUGCCUCGCAUGUCGCCAGCGCAAGCUGAAAUGCAACCGUCAACAGCCCUGUUCCAACUGCGCCCGAGCCGGCCGGGAAUGCGCUUUUUUGCGGCUGGACUCACAGCAUAGCGUCCGCAAAAAACUCACCAUAUUCAAGGAACAAACCGCAUUGCUGGAGAAGUGCCUUGAGCAAGAUACGGAAAUCGCCAAAUCUACCAAACUGGGGCCGGGAUCGCCAGAGGAGGACGAGGAUGAUCUGCUCGCCACCUCACUUGAAUUAGCUUUGUUGGGGAUUCAGGAUGCAGCUUACGAUCAUGAGGAAGAUGAUGACUCGGAUGACGAUCUAUAUGACUUGGGAUUCCGAUUUGGGAAAAUGCGCGUGAACGAGCGGGUGGGAGGGUUUUUUCACCCGCAGAUGGCGGAUGAGCUUUCCGCCUUUCUGGAUGAAACAGGAAACCCAACCGCACUGCGCACUCAACGCCGGUACCAUCUCAGUGCUGCCGAGAAAGAUCUCUAUUUUGGCCCUGGUCCCUGCUUCAUUCUGCCUCAGUCAGGCCCGUUCUUCAGUCAACCUUGUUCGAAUUCAUUCAUAAUUGAUUGGAGUACCCGGCGACCUAUGGCGGAUGCCCUCCUAAAGCAAUACUGGGAGGCGGUGCAUCCUAUCGUUCGCAUUACCCAUCGACCUGGCCUUGAGCGGCGUUACUGGACAUUCUGGGAAGCAAUUGAUACGGGGCGGAGACCGCCCGCAUCAUUGCGAGCACUGAUUUGCUCUAUGCUCUUCAUCGCAUUGGUGAGCAUGUCGGCAUCCCGGGUCUUGCAUCAGUUUGGCGCUCCGCAGCAGAUCCUUCAGAGCCAAUUGCAAUUCGAGACGGAAAAUGCCCUCAAGAAUGCGCGAUUACUCUCGACAACCAGACUGGAGACGCUCCAGGCUUUUGUUCUAUAUCUGAUUCCCAUGUGCCGCAGCGAGAUUUCCCGGGCGCACUCGGCCCUUGUGGGGAUGGCAGUGCGCCUGGCGGAAUCCCUGGGGCUACACCGAGAUCCGAAGGAGUCGCAAUACUCGGCAGUUGAAAGCCACGUCCGUCGGUUGGUAUGGUACCAGAUUUGUUUCCUUGACCUCCGAACGGCCGAAGUACAAGGUCCACGGGUGGCCAUUCGGCCGGAAGACUUUUCGGUGGAGUUACCUGUCAAUCUGGACGAUGAGCAGAUAGCAGCCGGGGCGGACGGUGAUCCACUGGUGUGGACAGAGAUGACGUAUACACGCAUUCGGUUCGAGUGUCAGGAAAUGCAGCGAAAGUGCCUUCUAGCGCGACUGCAGUUGGAGCAGAAAAAGCUGCCCCUGUCUCAGGCCCUGCAACAGAUUGAAAUCUUCCGUCAACACAUGGAGUCCCAGUACGACCCAAUCUUCAGCCAGGCCGAGCUAACGCCGUUACGGAUAGCAGCUAAGCAUCUGAUGACUCUCUUGAUCAACCGACUCUACACAGCAGUUCUCCACCAGUUCUACCGCGCCCUGAUUGUUCAGCCCCCGCUCCGGCUGCGGCAGCUGAUCGUGAGCACGGGCAUACAACAAUUGGAAAGCUCCAUAGCGCUGGAAACCAUGCCUCAGCUGCAGUUGUGGGCCUGGUACAGCCAGGCCUACCACCAGUACCACGUCUCGAUGCUGCUAUUACUAGAGGUGUAUUUGCGGCCCACCAGUCCGGGGGCAGACCGAAUCUGGCCGUGUCUAGAUUACGUUUACGAAACCACAACCGUGACGGCUUUGGGGGAGGAGGACCGCAACCUGGCCAGUCAGCAUCACAAAGCUCGGAUUAUUCUUACAGCGCUGCGGGAUCGCAUUGAUGUCUAUCGGCGUAUGAGACGCGCUCGCGUGCCGGUCCAGAGCAAUAGCCCGUUUUCAUCUUUCAGAAUCAGACCACCAGAAAGCACAAGUCUGGAAAACCACCUGCAAGAAAGUGGACCGCUGACCGAUAUGGUCGGUAAUUCCCUGUUCCACGGCGGGAUGGAGCAGACAGGCCUCACUGGGUAUGCUGCAUCUGGAUCUGAACCAUGGCUGCUUCCGCUACAGCACUCCAGUGAAUCUUCGACCAUUAUUGAUUUACCGGAGCAUAGUAUACUAUCGUCUUUUGUGGAUUUUGACUGGUCAGAGUGGGACACACUUCAUCAUAAUGCCAUGCAUGGUACAUUCUAA